Molecule: messenger RNA, 781 nt
Organism: Perognathus longimembris pacificus (Pacific pocket mouse)
Lineage: Eukaryota; Metazoa; Chordata; Mammalia; Rodentia; Heteromyidae
Product: Fanconi anemia group M protein homolog
Exons: 7
Coding region: 160-759 (199 amino acids)
Biological process (GO): replication fork reversal; double-strand break repair via synthesis-dependent strand annealing; interstrand cross-link repair
Molecular function (GO): four-way junction DNA binding; four-way junction helicase activity; 3'-5' DNA helicase activity
Source: RefSeq, a predicted model, not a curated record
CUUUGUUCUGAAGAUUCUGCAGAUAUUUUGCCAUAGUCUCAUGAAAGACGAGUUGUGAAGCUUGUUGUGCCCCUUGGGGAAGAACUGGCAGCCAUCCAAAAGACAUACAUCCAGAGUUUGGAAACAUUUGCAAGUUCUCUGAUUCUGAGCAAUGUUUUGAUGAGAAGAGAUAUCCCCAAUCUAACCAAGUACCAGAUAAUUCUGGCCAGAGAUCAAUUUAGGAAAAACCCAUCUCCAAAUAUUGUGGGACGUCAUCAAGGCAUAAUUGACGGCGAGUAUGCCAUUUGUAUUAGUUUAUAUCAUGGUUAUGAACUACUGCAGCAUAUGGGAAUGAGAUAUUUUUUCCUUUCUGGAAUUACGCAUGGAACAAAAGCUACAAACACCUCUGAAAAGAAAUAUGAUGACACAAGAGUUAUGAUUGUUUUCCUCAUUUUGAGACAGUCUUUAAACUUACAAUAUUUUUUUUUACAUUUGCAGAGUUUGGAAACAUUUGCAAGUUCUCUGAUUCUGAGCAAUGUUUUGAUGAGAAGAGAUAUCCCCAAUCUAACCAAGUACCAGAUAAUUCUGGCCAGAGAUCAAUUUAGGAAAAACCCAUCUCCAAAUAUUGUGGGACGUCAUCAAGGCAUAAUUGACGGCGAGUAUGCCAUUUGUAUUAGUUUAUAUCAUGGUUAUGAACUACUGCAGCAUAUGGGAAUGAGAUAUUUUUUCCUUUCUGGAAUUACGCAUGGAACAAAAGUGGAGGCCAAUGACAUGAGAUGAUGAGAAAGGACAGGAGCUGUAC